AUGCUACUUGUCCUAUACACCUGUCUCCUCUGGCUGUCCACCAGUGGUCUCUGGAUCGUCCAGGCUGAGGACCUUGACACUGAUGUGAGCACAAGGAGUCAUCACCGGGGCCUGGCUCCAACCAAUGUUGACUUUGCUUUCAGCCUGUAUAAGCAUCUAGUGGCCUCAGCUCCCAACAAGAACAUCUUCAUCUCCCCCGUGAGCAUCUCCAUGACCUUAGCUAUGCUGUCCCUGGGUACCUGUGGCCACACACAAACCCAGCUUCUCCAGGGCCUGGGCUUCAACCUCACUGAGAUGUCUGAGGCCGAGAUCCACCAGGGCUUCCAGCACCUCCAGCGCCUCCUCAGGGAGUCAGACACAAGCUUGGAAAUGAUCCUGGGCAAUGCCUUGUUCCUUGACAGCAGCCUGGAGCUGCUGGAAUCGUUCUCAGCAGACAUUAAGCACUACUAUGAGUCAGAGGCCUUGGCUGCAGAUUUCCAGGACUGGGCUAGAGCCAGCAGACAGAUCAACGAGUAUAUCAAGAAUAAGACGCAAGGGAAAAUUGAGGACUUGUUCUCAGACCUGGAUAGCCCAGCCAUCCUCAUCCUGGUUAACUACAUCUUCUUCAAAGGCACGUGGGCACAGCCCUUUGACCCGGAAAGCACCAGGGAGAAGAACUUCCACGUGAACAAGACGACCACGGUGAAGGUGCCCAUGAUGUUCCAGUCGAGCACCAUCAAGUACCUUCGUGACUCGCUACUCCCUUGCCAGGUGGUACAGCUGGACUACGUGGGCAACGGGACCGUCUUCUUCAUCCUUCCAGACGAGGGGAAGAUGGAUACGGUCAUCGCCUCACUGAGCCGGGACACGAUUCAGAGGUGGUCCCAGUCCCUGACCAGGGGCCUGGUGGACCUGUACCUCCCGAAGGUCUCCAUCUCUGGAGCCUACGACCUGGGGGGCGUGCUGGCGGACAUGGGCAUUGCAGACUUGUUUAGCGAUCGGGCCAAUUUCUCAGGCAUCACCCCAGAGGUCCAGCUGAAGGUAUCGAAGGUGGUCCAUGAGGCCGUGCUGCAGCUCGAUGAGAAGGGUGUCAAGGCGGCUGCCUCCACCGGGGUCACCCUAAACCUGGUGUCCGAGCCUCUCACCAUCAGCUUCCACCAGCCCUUCCUCGUCCUGAUCUUUGACCACUUCACAUGGAGCAGCCUAUUCCUGGGCAAGGUUGUGAACCCAGCCUAA
This is a messenger RNA of Cynocephalus volans (Philippine flying lemur), 1215 nucleotides long. RefSeq names its product serpin family A member 6 (gene SERPINA6). Gene Ontology annotation, molecular function: serine-type endopeptidase inhibitor activity. The record is from RefSeq and is a predicted model, not a curated record. NCBI's taxonomy places the organism in Eukaryota, Metazoa, Chordata, Mammalia, Dermoptera, Cynocephalidae. Bases 1 to 1215 code for a protein of 404 amino acids. The transcript has 4 exons. Gene Ontology annotation, biological process: negative regulation of endopeptidase activity.